AUGGGGAGCUUCCAUUCAAUUCAGAGCAAGGAUGAGCGCCGGCGCGCCAAUCGUCUUUCAAAACCCCCAACCAGCAAAACCGUCAUAAGCUCUACGACCUCCAGUUCGCCCCGUGCGGCUGCGGCGGUUGCGGCCGAAUCCCCUACCUGGCAAAACCCCUGGACCGGAACCACGAUUCCAAUCAGUCCUCCGAGCAAUGACUAUCACGCGCAGAGGUCGCGAUCACUCCCGUCCGCUUCGGCCCAGUCUGAAGUACCAUGGAGCAUUGCGAAAGGGACCAGAACAAGCUCGAUUGUCAUCGAAGAGACAGACGAAUCAUUACCUCAGUCUCCGGGUUCGAACUUCAAUGCUUCAACAAUCCCGAACAGACGUGCGUCAUUCCGACCCUCUAGGCAGACGCCACUCCGCACAGCAACACUCCACAGUUACCACCAUUCGACACAGCUUCGAUCCGACGAGCCGGUGAGAUCCUACUCACUGCAUUCGCUUCCUACCAAGGCCGCGGGCACGAUGCAUGACCAGGCCCUCGAAGACGCAACCUCCUCCAACACACAUUUUAUGGUGGAUAAUCAAGGAUUCUCCCUGAUGCGCCGGCGUUCGCUUCUUACACGACCCGGUGUUGCGACUAGACGGUCUACAAGAAGUGCAACACAAAGGAUUCCGCCUCCAAUUGACCAGGAACACGAGUCUCAUUUUCAGCCUCCUGGUUAUUCUCACUUAUACCCUCAAUCGCCACUCACCAAUGUGAACGAUGGCGUUUGGGCGCCUUCCACCACCCAGCUUCGCCCACCUACUCCCACCGAAUCGGAGUAUACACACCUGGGUAAUCUAAAGCUUGGAUCUUUACGAGUUGUGAAUGGUUCUGUAUCACCGUGCCCAAGUGAUCGAUCUCAGAUUGAUCAGACUACAAGCCCAGAGAUCAAAGACGGCUUUGUGCAGACCACAGACUCACGGCAUCUCCAUCGCGCCAAUCAAGAUGGAAUCACCCAGGAUCGAGUCUCGAAAGCAGCGGAAGAUAUGUCAAUGCACUCUCGCUGUGGAGAUGUGGCGCAUUUACAAAAUGCCUCAGCCAGAAAUUCAGCGAAGAAGCCUUCCGGAUCCUUCUUAAGGAUUUCACCUCUUUCUGAAUUGAGAGAAUACGAAGACGUUCCCGCAAGUCCUUUCUCAUUUGAGAAGUCACCUACAACUACUCUUCACUCUGGUCAGCACUCAUCUCUGUUCCUCGAGGAUGAGGGCAUAUCGGUCCUGGAUGAGGAAGAAGCCUUUGACCACCAGCGAAUGGAAUUUAUUGCAGAAAGUUCCUUCGCAGCAAGACCAGCAAGGUUACACAAAAAAGCAGAUAGUGGCUAUAGUUCUGCGACAUCAGUUCGCUCGCUGCAAGACGGCCGUUCUCGCGCCUCUACUGAUUCACAAGGGUCAACCCGUCAAUCGUCUGACUAUCGCUGGUCCACAUUCGGGAACAUCUCCAAAAAUGACUCUUGCGAAGUUGGAACCCAGCUUCCCAUGCAUCGCCAUCUCAGUCUUCAAGGUUCCAGGACGAGUUUCGUGACUGAACAGAAUGGUUGGCCGCAGAGUACAAGUACACUGUGCCAUGAACCCCAGCAGAUUAUCUACAAUGGCCGCAUAAGAAGUUUAUCAAACUCUGGUCCUUACCCACCCGCAAGGUUCAUUUAUCAACCUCAAUACUGUGCGCAGUUGCGGGACAACCAUCCUGCUACAGAUCACACGCAUUGCUCUCCCAUACGCCGAACAGAGGAGGGCCAACAAAUGAGCGGGCUUCUCAAGUCCGCAUCAGAAACCAACAUUGCACAGAACAGCUUCAACUCCAAAAAAGGUCGUGCUUCGCGUCCAUACAAAAAGACAUCAGCCAGAGUGUGGUCCCAGCGGCCGGGGAUCGAGGCUCCCCCACUACCAGCAUUUCCCAUCCCUCAGAAGUUUGAGGAUCAGGAAAGCUACGAUGAGAAAAGUUCUGGGAUGGAACCAGCACGCGGUAGAACCCGAAACCGGAGCAUUGAGUUCCAGCAUCGCAAGAUGACAAAACUGCAAGCCCAGAAACGGCCAGACUUCCACCUGGCAAACUCGCCUGUGUUGUUCAAAUGA
Molecule: messenger RNA, 2100 nt
Organism: Aspergillus clavatus NRRL 1
Lineage: Eukaryota; Fungi; Ascomycota; Eurotiomycetes; Eurotiales; Aspergillaceae
Exons: 1
Coding region: 1-2100 (699 amino acids)
Source: RefSeq, a predicted model, not a curated record